AUGGUUGCUGGAGAGGAUAAUGUUCUUGAACUUCCACAUGCUCAAGUUCCUAAGUUGACUAACAAGCAGAGCAGCAGCAGUGGGUCAAACCAACAAAGCAUCCAUGAAGUUAAAAAAUUCAUACCGUCAAGGUUGAUUAUUAGGUGUGCCGAAGACCGUCCAACUGGGUUCGCAGGGGAUCAGAGUCAACUCGCACGAAGUGCAGAAGAGACUCAUGAAACUUAUGAUUCGGAACACAUUCUUUCUCAAUUGUCCAAGGAAGAACAAAAGGCAGCCAAGGAGAGCCUCUCUAUUUAUAUCAAACCGAUAGAACUGUACAAAGAUCUCCGUAUCCGGGCUGAUAGAAAUCCGUCGUUUCUACCAGAUUGUUUACGGUACAAAAUAGACGAAAAGAACAAAAGAAGGGUACAAUUAUCAGUAUCCAGAAGCCAAGUUCAUGAUGAUGGAUUGGACACGCUGGCGCUGCCCAUUUUUCCUAUUUACGUACUGUUGGCAAGACCAGUGCCUACUCCAAAUGAGGAGACUCUGCGUUAUAGGUUCAAACGAGCCUGCAAAUUGACGGCUUUUAAUGGACCACCAACACUGGGUUCAUCACAACCCAGAUUUAUUCUUCCCGAGAUUGAGAAACUAACAGAGUUUAAAUCUGGUUCUCUGGCCAUACUGUUGGUUACCUUUGCUGAUCAAACGGAGAUGGACUUGACACAGAAUCGUAUGGUUUCUCCAUCAAAUGAUGGUUACUGUUUCAUGGGGGAGAUUCCUAUCGAUUUUCUUCAAUUUUCGAGGGAGAAAUCGCCUAACAUAAGUUUAGGAGAAGGAGCUGAGUUUAUGUCAUCUGUUAGCUUGGAAUCAUGUCGUAUGAAGUUGAGCUGUUCAGAUGGGGAGAAAUGCGUAUCGUUUCUGUUCCGCGAUAGUUUCAAAUUAGUGGAAGUACCAAUUACUAUAACCGCAGAAGAGCUUGGGGCCUCAAGCUCUACUGAUAAGCGGUCUCAAGUUGUAAGGCCAAGAACAGGAGAGGUCUUAUUUAACUACAGAUACUACUACGGUAACAAGUUGCACAUUACACAAGUUACGGAAGAUUACACCUGUCCAUUUUGCUUGCUAAAAUGUGCAAGUUACGAGGGACUUGAAUGUCACUUGCCAGCAUCUCAUGAUCUCUUUAACUACGUGUUCUUGGGUGAAGGGCGGUAUCAAGUUGUGAUUAUAUCUGCGAAGAUCACUUCAUCCUCCGCUGAGAUAGUCGGCAAAAAGUUAGAACCUAGAGAAAAGGCGUUUAACUUUUGCCGUAUGUCUACGAGAAGAAGGAAACCAGAGCGAAAAAAUCAAAAUGCAAAUCAUGCGGCGUUGGAUUCUAAUAAGCCUGGUUUUGUUUCUGAGCGUUUGGAUCGUGAAGCUACUGCUGCAGAUGUGUCAAUUGCUGCUGAUACCGUAUUUUCUGGACCAGAAGAGGCUUCCGCAUCUGUACCUGGAAGCAGCGUUACACCAACCACCCUGCGGAAAUCUGCAAGAUCUAGAAAAAUAAGAAAACGACGCAAUGCUAGAAAGCAAUCCCUGUUGGAGAGACGGCAGUUCUUUCAUUCUCAAACCGGUCAGCCAAUGUCACCAGAGCAGGUGUUUGCUGAGGAAGACAGCGAAGACGAGGUUGAUGAUGAGGUCCUUGAUCUUGAAGAUAGAAUGAGGCUGGAUAGGUUUAAGGAUGUUAGCCAACAUGAGAAGCGAUUGAUGCUUCUCUGGAACUCAUUUAUGAGAAAGCAAAGGGUGGUGGCAGACGGACACAUUCCGUGGGCUUGUGAGGCGUUUACAACCAAGCAUAGACAAGACUUUCUCCAGAGUCCAGAAUUGCGCAUGUUUUGGACUUUAUUCAUGAUUAAGCUAUGGAACCAUGGUCUUGUUGAUGCAAAAACGAUGGACAACUGUAGUUGCAUACUAAACAGCCAAAAUCCUGAAAACAAAAAUUGAUGCAUCUUUUCAUACAAGAUAUUGUCGUCGUCAUCAUCAUCAUACUCAGUAUAUCCCACCAAUAGCAAAGCUAAGGUAGGGUCUGAGGAGGGUAAGAUGUAGACAGUCUUACCUCUACCCCGUAGGAAUAGAGAGGCUGCUUCCAGUGAGACCCCCGGCUCGAUAGUAGUUUUGUAUCAAGCCUUGGACAUAAGGCACAUAACACUCAGCAAUUGAGACAAACGCCGAUUAGUGCAUGUACCCCUUGUCUUUCGGCUAUCAACGCCACCACAUGAUGCAUGACUAACCAUCACCUCUUUUAACGUUAUUUUCACGAAAUUAGUAAAAUAACGUUAAAAUUAGAGCACUUUCAUACAAGAUAUUGUGAAGAUGUAAAUCUCUGGCCAAUUU
Helianthus annuus (common sunflower) is the source of this 2346-nucleotide messenger RNA. Its product is annotated as polycomb group protein EMBRYONIC FLOWER 2. The transcript is spliced from 23 exons. NCBI's taxonomy places the organism in Eukaryota, Viridiplantae, Streptophyta, Magnoliopsida, Asterales, Asteraceae. Gene Ontology annotation, cellular component: nucleus. Bases 1 to 1956 code for a protein of 651 amino acids. Gene Ontology annotation, molecular function: chromatin DNA binding. The record is from RefSeq and is a predicted model, not a curated record.